CUCAGUCGAAAAGUGCGUUCGCAUUGCGCACUUCAAGGCAAACUAACAAAAUAUUCACUAAAAAGCAUAAAUUAAAAAAAACGCGAUUUGUAAAAUAUAAAAGAUCUUACAACUUAAGUUGUAAAAGCAAUAGUACACUGAACACAACGUGGAAAACACAAAACGAACGCGUCUUUCGCAAUUGUCUCGAUUUGUGAGUGCUUGACUCAGUUUUUUGUGAUUUGAGUGAGUUGGUUUUUUACGUGACCAAUAAGAACAGCGAUAAAGGCGUUUGCAAGUGCAUAAAAACAAUACACAACGAAUUUGUUUAUAUCAUAUUUCUAAACAAAUACACGUCAAAAGCAACAAAUACGAAUUUCACUUUUAAAGCGAGUGUAUAAGAAAAUACAAAAAGACUGCAACAACACUGCGCCCCACUCACGCACACCUCAGCGCACCAACACAAACGAACAUUUACGCUCAGACACGCAUACACAGGCGCAACUGAAACGAGAUUUGGAGACUUGUGGCUUGUGUGUGUGCAUGUUUGGAUAAGCGUGUAUUAGUGAGUUCGCCCCUCUUUAGCACUGGGCAGCGACUACGUACAGGCGAGCGCAAAAAACCAACACUUUUGGCGCCAAAACUUUGACAUUUCGCUUAGUCGUGCAAUUCGCAAACAAGUGUCCAAAGUGUAGGCAGCAAAACUGCGUCGCAUCGCAGUCCAAAACACAGGAAACAAAAAUAGAAACGAAACAAACAAAUUUUAAAUAAAACAACCAACCAAACUACAACAAAAACAUGGUCAGUGCACGCGUGCUCCGUCCGGUGGUGCGCAGUGAAUUCUGCAAGAUGAGCUUCAGUCCCGCCGUAAGUCGCAAUUCACCCUGCGGCCCUCAAUUGGAACGCAUUAAGCGAAAUCUCUUCGGUGCAGCGCAGACGCCGCUGGUGGAGACCAAACCCUCCUUUAGCGCAGAGCUCGAACGCCAUCAAGAGUUGGCCACAAAGAAAUGGGGCUUUGAUUUUCGUAGCGAUCGCCCGCUGGCCAAAAAUGCCAGCUACAUCUGGGAGCGAGUCAGCACACAGGAAUCAGACUAUGCGCCGCAAAUGUACACACUCACCCGUGCUGCUCAUGUGCGUCCCGAUGCCUAUGACUCGGCCAGCGACAUGGAUGCGCUGCUGAAUGAGCGCGCCGAUCGUGAGAAUUUGGUCAACUCUUCGAUGGACUCCAACACAGACACUGAGUAUGACUCACAGGAUGAGUCGCUGCCAUUGCAUUUCACCAGCAGCAGCAGCAGCAACGUGGUCGCCUCCACGUCGGCAGCCGCUUUGACCGCCUCCUCCUCGUCCUCCGCCACCAGCAACUCGCCCGCGCAGCAACGCAAACGACAGCUCAAAAUCACAGAGUUCAUGAAGGAGCGCAAGCGUCUGGCCCAGGCGCCCAAAAAAAUCUCACCCGCCAAACGUAUGCGCACCAGCUCCGGCAGCAGCAGCAGCAACGGCGGCUCCAGCUCGAGUGCAGCUCUAUUUGGUUGCCAGCUGAAGCGUACGCGUCACAACUAAACUCAAUCAGCUGCUGUGCGCCACAUCCCAGCGAAAGUAGUUGCAACCUACUCUCCACCAAAAAGAAAAACGAAAGCGAAAACUCAAUUUGCAAUUUGUAUUUGUAAUAUUAAUUUUAAUUUUUUAUAACACUGCAAACAAAAUACGUAAUUUUUUUACACACUUCAAUGGCUAACAUUUUAAGUAGCUUUCACAUUACAUUUUUUAUAAAAAUUAAGUACUCAUUUUUGUGCAGUGCAAGGGCGUAAGUUGCGAAUAUUAACUAAUAGUCUAACUAGUUUAAAUGCCAGUUACUACAACCAGUACUAGUACUAGAACAAAAUAGCGACUAAGCAUUUAAGUAUCGAGCUAUAUGAAACUUUUUAGAUUUCUCUAGUGAGAAAUGCCAUAAACUAAGUGAUUAGUUCUUAACAACAACAACACACAAAAAACAACAACAA
Drosophila montana is the source of this 1979-nucleotide messenger RNA. It is a transcript of the gene dap, whose product is annotated as dacapo. The transcript is spliced from 3 exons. The coding region runs from base 778 to 1539 and encodes 253 amino acids. The record is from RefSeq and is a predicted model, not a curated record. Gene Ontology annotation, molecular function: cyclin-dependent protein serine/threonine kinase inhibitor activity. Lineage: Eukaryota; Metazoa; Arthropoda; Insecta; Diptera; Drosophilidae. Gene Ontology annotation, biological process: regulation of cell cycle. Gene Ontology annotation, cellular component: nucleus.